UGCGUCUCAUUCAAAAAUGGCGCUGUUCAAAUUCUUAUAAAAUUUGCCAAUUAUUCGCGAAGAGAACUGUUACGAACGUAAUACCGUGCUUUUUCUGUCGUUAGAUAAUCAGAAUAGUCCAUAUAUGUGAUUUGCUCGUUCAUAUAUUUAGUGUGCAACUAUAAAAACGAGAAAGUAAAAGUUACUGAGUUGUCAGUGUGAGUACCGCCAUUUUGUGAAACCUCAUUCAGAAUGAGAUUAACAGAUGUGCAGUGCGUAGCAGCUUAGUAUAUAAACGACAGGACGCAAUCAGCUUGGCAGACACUAGCAGCUACGAUUGAAGAAUUCAGAAGACACCAUAAGUGUUGCGUCGUGAAAAACGUUGCAUUUUUAGUGAAUAUCCGUGGAAAUAAUUGAUAGAAAAAUGACGAGCUGUGGUGACGUACCUUAUAAAGUGUAUUUACGAGAUGGUUCUACCAUCAAGGAAAUUCGAAGGCUCAAUAUGAAUGGCUAUGGAAACGAUUUUUCUUCCUUUCUUCUAAAGGUAAAACAAAUCUUUCCUGAUCUGGGUGACAAGGCUUUCACUGUUACAUGGAGAGAUAGAGAAGGAGAUGAGAUUAUAAUAUCAACUAAUGAGGAAUAUGAAUGUGCUAAAUUUGAGCUCACAAAACCAAAGAAGUUAUAUAUUACAAUUUCAUCAGAAUCUACAAGAAAUGAAACCACUAAUAAGGAAAAAUUGAAACAUCUUGGUGUAGUAUGUGAUGGCUGUAAUGGCGAAGUGGUUGGGUUCAGAUACAAAUGUGUAGAAUGCCCAGAUUUUGAUCUAUGUUCAGAAUGUGAGAUAGCAGGCAAACAUGCUGAGCAUUAUAUGAUUCGUAUAUCGAGUCAAUUAAAUUACCGGUACAACAGGAAAUUCCAUCGUCAUAUUGGAAAAGCUAUAAGAAAGAAUGGAAUACAUGAACAAAAGAGAUCCUGUUCCAGUGAAGAUCAUCUACCUAAUAAAAUCCAUUGUACUAUAAAGCCUUGGAUGGAAGCUUAUCUACCACUUCUUGAUGAUUUCAUUAGUACAGUACUAGAAGUGCCAAAAACUGAUACAAACACUGGCAAUGAAUCUCAGGCUCAACAAACUGAGGAUAAACCUCAAAAGGAACCUGCGCAUACGGAUGAGAAUGUUACUAAGAAAUUUCCUGGAGAAGGGAGAAAAUUGAUUGACAAAGAAAAUAAAAAUGAGGAAUCAGAAUCAGAUGUUGCGUCAGUUGCGAGUGAAAUAGAUGAAUGGUCUGUUAUAAAUAAUACUCCUGAAGUUAAUCAAGCAUCUUCAACUUCAUCGAAAGUAGAUGAAAGUAAUAUAAAAGAGGUUCCCUCUGCUUCAACGACUCCAUCAGCACCGCAAGAAACUUCAUCUAAAAAGAUUUAUCCCGGGUUACCAAAGCAAACUGUACAUCAUCAGGAUCCACUAAUCAACGAAGCUGUUGAAGCCAUGAUGAGAAUGGGAUUUUCAAAUGACGGAGGAUUAUUAACUGCCCUAUUGGAACACAAAAAGGGCAAUAUUAAUAGCGUUAUCGAGAUAUUGUUACCUGCAGAUAACAAAAAGUAAAUAUCAAGAUUUUGGCCCGAUAGUUUUAAGCAUGUUUUCUCUUAAAGAUUGCUAGUUUUUUUGCCUUUUCUAUGGAUUCAAAGAAGGAAAAAAUUUCAGUUUUGUGUUGGGUAUCAAUGUUUCUAAUUAUAAUACUUGUAUAAACAUAUUGUUCUUUUAUAUGUUAAACAUUCCUCUCAUGUACUACGUUCACUAAUAAAAUAUGUAAGCACAGUUCUAGCGAAAAGAUUAACGUGUAGUAAUAUAAAUAGUUAAUUAAAAUACAUAUAAAACAGUUUAAAAAAUGUCUCGGCACUCAUGUUUAUUUACAGAGAAAAUUACAAUGGUUUACAGAAUUGCCAAA
Molecule: messenger RNA, 1919 nt
Organism: Ceratina calcarata
Lineage: Eukaryota; Metazoa; Arthropoda; Insecta; Hymenoptera; Apidae
Gene: ref(2)P
Product: refractory to sigma P
Exons: 4
Coding region: 404-1576 (390 amino acids)
Biological process (GO): endosome organization; aggrephagy; mitophagy
Cellular component (GO): aggresome; amphisome
Molecular function (GO): zinc ion binding; K63-linked polyubiquitin modification-dependent protein binding; protein kinase C binding
Source: RefSeq, a predicted model, not a curated record